CCUAAGAGAGCCUCCCUGAGCAGGCUAUUUUUGGCCCUCAUGACAGUGAUUGAUAGCUCCUGGGAAGGUAUAAAAGCAGCUGCUUGCUGAGGUUCCUCAGAGAGCUCAGGGAACAGCCUGCCUCGUGAGCUGUGGGACUCAGAUAGGACUCAGUGCAUUGUCCUCCUCCGGCCACCCCACGCUGGACCCCCUGCUGGACCCUCCACCCUUCGGCCCUCAAGCUUCCUAGGGGCUUCCUGUGGACUGGACUGUCCCUGCUCAUCCAUUCUCCUGCCACCCUCAAACCUCCUCAGCUCCAGGUUCCUCCCUCCUCUCACCAGAGUGAUGAGGUCCCGGCUUCUGCUUUCCGUGGCCCAUCUGCCCACAAUUCGGGAGACCACAGAGGAGAUGCUGCUUGGGGUGCCUGGGCAGGAGCCUCUGCCCUCCCCUAGCCUGGAUGACUACGUGAGGUCCAUAUCUCGACUGGCACAGCCCACCUCUGUGCUGGACAAGGCCACAGCCCAAGGCCAUCCCAGGCCACCCCACAGGCCAGUCCAGGCUUGCCGGAAGGGCUACCCUGCCAUGUCCCUGCGGGAUAUCACUGCACGUUUCAGUGGCCAGCAGCCCACACUGCCCACAGCCAAUGCUGUGGACCCCCUGGACUGGCUUUUUGGGGAGUUCCAGGAAAAGCAGCCAAGCCGGAGGGACCUGCCACGGACUGGCCCCUCUGCUGGCCUCUGUGGUCCGCACAGACAUAUGGACAGUGGCAAGGCCAAAGGGGCCCCCAGAGGGAGGCUCUGUGAAGCCAGGAUGCCUGGGCACUCCCUGGCAAGACCGCCACAGGAUGGGCAGCAGGGCUCUGACCUGAGAAGCCGGACUUCUGGGCAGGCUGGCCAGGCCACAGCCUCCCCCUGCAGUCCCCGCCCGGGCAGUGUCCUCAGAACUCUCUACCUGCACCUCCCGGUUAUCCACGAACUCUGACCCUACCCAAUAAAGACUUCUGUAAAGAGCA
Callithrix jacchus (white-tufted-ear marmoset) is the source of this 991-nucleotide messenger RNA. RefSeq names its product DEPP autophagy regulator 1 (gene DEPP1). Gene Ontology annotation, biological process: regulation of autophagy. NCBI's taxonomy places the organism in Eukaryota, Metazoa, Chordata, Mammalia, Primates, Cebidae. The record is from RefSeq and is a predicted model, not a curated record. Gene Ontology annotation, cellular component: mitochondrion.